GCUCAAAAAAACGGAAAAGUUUCAGUGAUCCCCUGCCAGGAGACAGGCCGCGGUGUUUGAUGGGAUCGAAAGACGAUAGCGCGGUGGAAUUACUGCGGCUAUCGGCGCCGUCGAACAACAUGGACGCAACCAUUAGAAGGAGAAGUUUCGAUGAUGCGCAGAGUAGAUUCAAGUGCAGAAAAGUCCUCGGAAUCGGUGGAAAGGAGCCCUCAAAAGUUUUACAAGUGCUUGGGAGCCAAGAAUCGUAUCUUAUACUUAUACCAAGAGGUCACGACCUGUGGCAGUUUUUUACUACGGGAUGUUUCAUACUUUUUGCAAUUAUGUGGCUAGUUUUCCCAGGCACGUUCGUGUCUUUCAUCACUUCCCAAGCUCAACCUGACCUGGUUAUAUCAACCAUGUGCUGUCGGAUUAUAGGUGGCUCUUUAUGUGCAAUGGCAGCAAUCACGUGGUACACAGAACCAAUAACAAUGGCCUCUAUAAGGAAUACUCUGAUGCUGCAAUACACGUACAGCGGUAUCGCCACGUUUGCGCUGACCUGGGCUUUUAUGACCAAUAAGUCAAAGUUCCUGCUGGUUCUGUCCAUCUUACACGGGCUCAUCGCGUUAGGCAGCACUUACUACUUCUACGCUUUCCGUCUGCUCAACAAACCAACUCCCGACAAACCAUCCAGUAAGGGCGUCAACGGCGAUAACGACAUGAACCACAACGACUGAAGACAGCGGCGGCAUCCAAACGAGUUUCGUGUUGAUAUCGUUCGGUGGUACGAGUGUUACACGAGUGCAACGAGUUGAUUUUGGCGGGUGAUUAACUCUUUAUGAUCUUGAUGACAAGUCCCGAGACUGUGUGAAGCUUUCGUGUAGAAAUAGAGUGGAAUUUUGCUGUGCUCGUUAAUUAGAGGUAUUUUGCAUUCGCAUGCGAAUCCUGAAUAAAUAAUUAUGGUGUUUAGGUGGAGAUUUACACGCCUUUUCCGCGUCCUUGUAAAACAUUGUUUUUCUUGUUGUCUUUGAAGUAUCUUCUUUGAGAGUGAUUGAAGCUACUACAGCAGAAUUCAAUUAUAUUUUAACGUUAAUUGGAGUUUGUGAUGUUUUCUUUGUAAACUGUGCAAACAUUGUUUAAAAGGGAGGUCUGCGCGCACGCUGCGCACCCACUUGUACACGCGCCUGGCCAGUUCUCACUAGUAUUUUUUGUCACGCGACACCAGCUAUCAGUUUGUGGCGAUUUUAUUGCACCCCAAAUCGCGUGUGUAGACAGACUGCAAAUUAGCAGAGAUUUCACUACGAUAGCUUGCAAAUUUAUUUCAGUUAAUUCGAGCAUGCUCGAAACAUUUUACAUAAAAAUCGCAGCCCGUGUCGUGCGACAAAACUUUCCAGUGUACAAUGGACCUUAUAAUGCUGCAAUCGCACACGGAACAGAACAUAAAUAGUCUGUCUGAACAUGUUCUGGUGUUAAUGUGAACGCCGCAUUUCUGAUAAGAAAAGACUCUUCAGUAUCUCAUGUUUAUAUGUAUUCCAUGUGAAUUUUGUGUAAGAUGCCAAGAAAGCCACCUUUAAUUUUUUUAGAAAGUAAGAAGGUGAAGAAUGAUCUUAUCAACUAUUCUGUAAAUGAACAGGCAAAAUAAAUAUGUCUUUAUGGGUGCGUAACCGAAGAUGUCAUCGGACCAUAUUGGUCUCGAGUGGCUAUCGGUUUCUUGUCUUUGUAUGUUGAGAAUGACGCAUGAUAUGUGAAGUGAUGUAUAUGUAGAAACAGAGUAUAUUAAUAUGAAUAUAGGUAUAAAGUAUUGUAAUAUAUUCAAUUAUAUUAAAUCUUACAAAGAUUCUCUA
Nematostella vectensis (starlet sea anemone) is the source of this 1820-nucleotide messenger RNA. RefSeq names its product tumor protein p53-inducible protein 11. The record is from RefSeq and is a predicted model, not a curated record. NCBI's taxonomy places the organism in Eukaryota, Metazoa, Cnidaria, Anthozoa, Actiniaria, Edwardsiidae. The coding region runs from base 60 to 713 and encodes 217 amino acids. The transcript has 9 exons.